This is a messenger RNA of Thamnophis sirtalis, 2588 nucleotides long. NCBI's taxonomy places the organism in Eukaryota, Metazoa, Chordata, Lepidosauria, Squamata, Natricidae. The record is from RefSeq and is a predicted model, not a curated record.
UAUGACGCAGUUUCGCCGCUGCCGCCGCCCCCCCCUCCGUCGCGACCCCUCGAGCGGCUGAGGCGGGUAUCGUGGUGGCGGAGCCGCCACCGCCGCCCUCAGACUCUCCGUCGCAAGAGGCGCCGCUGCGAGCGAGCGAGCGCUAGGCCGGGCCGCGGGCCCUGAAGCGAACGCCGCCCUUCCCGUCUCCCUCGUCGGGAGGCCCAGCCUGGAGGAGGAGGAGAAGAAGCGGUUUUGAGACAUUGAAAUAAUUUCAAGAUGUUUAAUAAAUCUUUUGGAACGCCUUUUGGCGGCAACACAGGAGGAUUUGGGACAACUUCGACUUUCGGGCAGAAUACUGGCUUUGGGGCGACCAGCGGGGGAGCCUUCGGGACGUCUGCCUUCGGAUCCAAUAACAAUGCCGGAGGACUCUUCGGUAGCACUCAGGCCAAGCCAGGAGGGCUCUUUGGGGCAAGUACUUUCAGCCAGCCAGCCACCUCGUCCACUAGUACCGGUUUUGGCUUCGGCACGUCCACCGGAACGUCCAGCGGGCUGUUUGGGACCGCAAGCACAGGGGGAGGCCUCUUCUCAACCCAGAGCAAUGCCUUCGCCCAGAACAAGCCGGUGGGCUUCGGCAAUUUUGGGACAAGCACCAGCAGCGGAGGGUUGUUUGGCACCACGAACACAGCCUCCAACCCCUUUGGGGGCACAUCUGGCUCCCUUUUUGGGGCUACAAGCUUUUCCACCGUCCCUACCGGCACCACGAUUAAAUUCAAUGCGCCAACCGGUACGGACACCAUGGUGAAGUCUGGUGUCAGCACCAACAUCAGCACCAAGCAUCAGUGCAUCACUGCUAUGAAGGAGUAUGAAAGCAAAUCGCUGGAGGAGCUCCGUUUGGAAGACUAUCAGGCCAACAGGAAAGGCCCCACCAACCCAGUGGUGGGAGCCGGAGCCACGCCGGGCUUGUUUGGGUCGUCAACCGCUACGUCCAGCGCGGCCACAGGACUCUUCGGCUCCUCCACCACCAACACGGGCUUUUCGUACGGGGCAAAUAAAACAGCGUUCGGGACGAGUACCACCGGUUUUGGGACAGGCACCGGGAGUCUCUUUGGUUCGACCCAGCAGACGCCCAGCCUCUUCAGCAAACCUUUUGGUCAGCCCACCACUGCCCAGAACACGGGUUUCUCCUUCACCAACACCAGCACCCUUGGGCAGCCCAACACCAACACCAUGGGCUUGUUCGGAGCUGCCCAGCCCACGCAGACCGGAAGCCUUUUCGGCACAGCGGCCAACACCAACACAGCAGCUGCCUUUGGAACAGGAACCGGACUCUUCGGGCAGCCCAACACCGGGUUUGGUGUUGGUGGCUCGUCUCUCUUUAGUAACAAGCCUGCUGGCUUCGGCACCACGACCACCAGCGCACCCUCGUUUGGGACGACGACAACUGGACUUUUCGGGUUCAAUGCAAACGCCACAGGAAACAGCCUCUUUGGAAACAAGCCUGCAACCGGGGCUCUGGGUCCAGGCCUCGGGGCGGGAUUUGGGACAGCCCUUAAUCCAGGGCAGAAUUCGCUCUUUGGCAGCACGCAGCCCAAGCUAGGGGGCACGCUCGGGACAGGAGCCUUCGGUGCUCCUGGAUUUAACACAUCAACCGCCACGCUGGGCUUCGGAGCACAACAACCUGCUGUGGCUCUGACGGAUCCCAACGUCUCUGCGGCCCAGCAGGCCGUUCUGCAGCAGCACCUCAACAGCUUGACCUACUCGCCCUUCGGGGACUCUCCUCUCUUCCGAAACCCCAUGUCUGACCCAAAGAAGAAGGAGGAGAGGCUGAAACCAACCAACCCAGCAGCCCAGAAGGCACUGACCACACCCACUCAUUACAAACUGACUCCCCGCCCGGCAACCCGCGUGCGCCCCAAAGCUUUGCAGACAAGCGGCUCCUCCAAAUCCCACCUUUUUGACGGUCUGGACGACGAUGAGCCUUCUCUGACCAAUGGGGCCUUCAUGCCCAAGUCGCUUAGUGAGAACCACAGACAGGACGAGGAGCAGGAUGACGACAACUACGCCCGGGAAAUGUCCAGGUUCUUAGCCAACGCCAUUGCCAAGCCCCUCCCCCUGACCCCGGAGAACGCCCCGCACAAGCAUCACAACAACAGUGUGGACGACACUCUGGUGGCCCUGAAUGUGCGGCCGGCGCUGCGCAACGGGCUGGAAAGCAGCCUGGAGGAAGCUUCCUACCACGAGGAGUCCCUGCAGGAGGAGCUGGACAAGGAGAGCGAAGAGCAGCUCCAGUGCACCCAUCCGGCAGGUGAGGUCAGAGCCCUGGAAGGGCUCGGCUGGUUGACCCUUGGCUCUCUCAGAUGGAGCAUUCAUCCCUUAUGCACAAAUCCCGUCAACUGGUAUCACAAGUUGGCGCUCGAAAAAGCGCGGGGGCCUCCGUUCUCCUCAGGCUACGGCUCCAUCUACUUUGAGGGCGAGGUCAAUCUGACCAACCUGAACCUGGAUGAGAUCGUGCACGUCCGCAGGAAAGAGGUCAUCGUCUACCCGGAUGAUGAAUUGAAGCCCCCCAUCGGGGAGGGCUUGAACAGGUGAUGCCACCGGAGAGGGCG